AAUCCGUCAGAAAUCACAUGUUUCGUUUGUCCGUGCGUGCUCUUGUUACUGUACUCUUGUAUUUACUGCUGCCGGAAUUUGCUUUUCUAUCGUGUUCUGUGCGCGUUUGUUUGCUCUUUCGUGUGAGUAUGAGCAACGGCGACGGUGUCAAUCGUGGUGGCGGCAAAACCGGCGCGCCCAGGUUUGUUUACACGCGUGAAGAACGGGAACUGCUCCGUAAUCUGGUGGUGAGGUACAGAGCGGUUAUUGAAAACCGCAAGACUGAUAACACUUCGAAGCGCGCCAAGGACAGUGCCUGGGAGAAGCUGACUGAGGAAUACAACAGCCAGCCAGGCAUUCGUCGUGUCACAGUGGUGCAGCUGCGGAAGCUGUGGGACAACGAAAAAUCGAAGUGGAAAAAGAAAGAUUCGGAAGAAAAGCGGGAUUUCUACGCAACAGGGGGUGGGCCACCUACCUGCCGGCCAAUGAGCCCAUCAUUGGCGCUUGUCGGGGCGGCUGCCUCGCACAUUGGGACACGGCUCCCAAACCCCUACGACAGCGACGGAUCCCAUAUGAGCCAGCCAGUGAUGUCGCUGCCACCCGCGCGUACCAUUGAAGUUAUGGUGACAGGCAAUCAAGGCAGCAUGGACGAGUGGCUUGAAGGCAGAAUUGGCAAGAGCUGUUGGCAUGUUGUAGCGUGUUGUGCUAUGACUGCAUGCGUGUAUACUGUUUGUGAGAUGUGAUGUUUCUAUGUUAUUUAUGUUUGUAAGUAACGCAGCUGGCGCAGCUGUUCACAUGGCUCGUGUGUCUAUUUCACAAAAAUUUACGUUUGUCAUUACGAUCUGUCAGCAGUAUUCCAUGUUGUGCCAGUAUGUUGCUGUUACCUCCCCAAAUUAUUGUCAGUGGCGUGCAUUUUUAUUAAGUUUAUCGUGUCCUUGCGUGUCAUGAAUGUAAAUAACUGACAUCAUGGCUAGUUUGCUAGCCUUGAACACCAUUAGAGCU
Dermacentor silvarum is the source of this 981-nucleotide messenger RNA. RefSeq lists its product as uncharacterized. NCBI's taxonomy places the organism in Eukaryota, Metazoa, Arthropoda, Arachnida, Ixodida, Ixodidae. The transcript is spliced from 2 exons. The record is from RefSeq and is a predicted model, not a curated record. Bases 18 to 722 code for a protein of 234 amino acids.